Messenger RNA from Myotis myotis, 1938 nucleotides. RefSeq names its product C-X-C motif chemokine receptor 6 (gene CXCR6). The coding region runs from base 131 to 1150 and encodes 339 amino acids. The transcript has 2 exons. Gene Ontology annotation, cellular component: membrane. NCBI's taxonomy places the organism in Eukaryota, Metazoa, Chordata, Mammalia, Chiroptera, Vespertilionidae. The record is from RefSeq and is a predicted model, not a curated record. Gene Ontology annotation, molecular function: coreceptor activity; C-X-C chemokine receptor activity. Gene Ontology annotation, biological process: immune response; chemotaxis; inflammatory response.
CUUCAAAACUACUCAGCGGAAACAUGGGCCACGUCACAGAGAGGCAGAGGUAGAGCCUACUGCUGAGCACAGCUCAUCUCUGGAACAAACUGAAAAGGCAUCUUGGUGGGUGUUCAUCAGAACAGACACUAUGGAGGAUGACGACUAUUUUGCAAGCAUGUUCAACGUGUCCAACGCCAACAAGCAGGAGCACAAUAACUUCCUGGAGUUCAAGAAGCUCUUUCUGCCCUGCAUGUACGUGGCCGUGUUCCUCUGUGGCCUGGUGGGGAACUCGCUGGUGCUGGUCAUCUACAUCUUCUACCAGAAGCUGAAGAGCCUGACGGACAUGUUCCUGGUGAACCUGCCCCUGGCUGACCUGGUGUUUGUCUGCACCCUGCCCUUCUGGGCCUACGCAGGCAUGCAUGAAUGGGUCUUCGGCAAGGUGAUGUGCCAAAUCCUGCUAGGCGUCUAUACUUUCAACUUGUACACGUCCAUGCUCAUCCUCGUCUGCAUCACCGUGGACCGCUUCAUGGCGGUGGUCCGGGCCACAAAGGCCUAUAACCAGAAAGCGAAGCGGAUGAGCUGGGGCAAGGCCAUCUGCGGGUCCAUCUGGGUGGUCUCCCUGCUGUUGGCCUUGCCACAGAUCAUCUAUGGUGAUGUCCAUAAGUACGACAAGUGGGUCUGUGAUCACAACGAGACGAUUUCCACUGUGGUUCUCGCCACCCAGAUGACUCUGGGGUUCUUCCUGCCACUGCUCACCAUGAUUGUCUGCUACUCGGUCAUAAUCAAGACGCUGCUUCAUGCCCGAGGCUUCCAGAACCACAAGUCUCUCAAGAUCAUCUUCCUGGUGGUAGCUGUGUUCCUGCUGACCCAGACGCCCUUCACUCUUGUGAAGCUCAUAGGCAGCACGAGCUGGGUGUACCACACCAUGACCAGCUACCACUAUGCCAUCGUCGUGACGGAGGCCAUUGCCUACCUGCGGGCCUGCCUCAACCCUGUGCUCUACGCUUUUGUUGGCCUGAAGUUUCGGAAGAACUUCUGGAAACUUGUGAAAGACAUUGGCUGCCUCCCUUACGUGGGAGCCUGGAGCCAGCCGAAGUCUUCGGAGGACACUUCCAAGACGUGCUCCGCCUCCCAGCAAGUGGAGGGAACCAGCAUGUUCCAGCUGUAGGCCGUGGGGCUCAGAGAAGCUGCCCAGGAACUUGCAGGAGCACAGAAUGCCGUGUCUUCCGGCGGCGACGGGGAAGGCUUUGUUUAUAGCUUGUGCAUUUUUGCGGAGAAGUGACCCAACGCUGCAGCUGGUGUGCAAUGCUUCUUCUCAGGCGUGAACACACCUGUUCUCUCCUUGAACACCAGGCCUAAAGCUCACCGGGGAAGCCAGAAACUUUAAGGGGUUUCCUUCCUCCAUCUCCGAGAAUUCUGACACCAGCGGGAAUGGUGUGACUCUAAAACCCCAGAUUCUCCUUCACUGAGACUGAGAAUGAAGGUUGAAGAGGUACCAUGACCACAGAGCUGCUGAUAGCAGGUGACAUUGAGCUCCCAAGUUCAGGAGAUUCUUCCGGUUUCUGGGAGGCAGGGAUGAGAGCAGCCAUGAGAACAGGUGCUGACCCUUUCCUUUGGGCUCCUCACCAAGGAGGUCAGGUUCUGCCUCACUUUUGGGUUAACUUUUAUGCUCUUGUUCUGUGAUUAAUCCUGGAAGGACUUGCACCAGGGAAUAUGAACAGGCCAAAACAACUGAGUCGGCUGAGAAUCCCAGAGGUCCACAGAAUGCUAGAAACUGUGCAUAGCCAAGUUUAAGAUCACCAUGAAUCUAAGAAGUGUUCUGAAAAGGAGUCUAUGCUGGGUCUGCUCAUUUUAAAAUUGAAUUAUCUGCCUGGCCGAUGUGGUUCAGUGAUUAAGCAUUGACCCAUGAACCAGGAGGUCUCGGUUUGAUUCCAGGUUGGGGCAUAUGUCUGGGUU